CCAAAUGGAAGGCAAAAAGUUUUUCACGCCUGCGCAGGUAGCCAGCAUGCUCUGCGAAUUAUCCGAAGAUGAGUUUUCGUCCUCGGCAGAGAGCGAUUUAUCCACGGAUUCUGAAGCUGAUGAGGAUUUCCUAAAUGGAAGAGAUCCUGAUCUAGAACUAGAGCCAGAGUCAUCAGACUCAGAUUGGCAGCCAGAGAGAAAGAGGCCCAAGAGGACCCCAGUGACUGUGGAGGAGGAGGACCUGGAACCCCAACCCUCUAGCUCCACACAGCCUGCAAGUCAAGGGAGAGAAAGAGGAAGAGGCAGAGGGAGAGGCAGAGGGAGAGCAGGAGGGAGAGCAGGAGGGAGAAGCACUCCGAGUUCUGGACUUGAAGGUGCAUGGCAGGGCACGGAUGUUGAGGACAUCACUCCUGAUCAGCCAUCCUUCCUCCCAGCACGCACACCUGGUGGCCAGCUCAUGGGUGGUGUAAAAUACACCAUCCUACAAUUGUUCAGUUUAUUCAUGACAAAUACCAUUGUCAAAGACAUCAUGAACAAUUCCAACAAAUAUGGAGAAAGGAAUCACCCGGACACAUUCCAGAGGAUUACCAUGGCAGAGAUGAUGUCCUACCUUGCAAUGAUUAUAUAUAUGGGAAUACUCAAGACAACAGCAAUCACUGACUAUUGGAGAAAGUAUGAGCUGUAUGCCUUGUCUUUUCCCUCAAGCGUGAUCUCCGGGCGCCGCUUCAGAGCCAUCUCUCGCGCCCUCCACCUCAGUGACCCUGAUGAAGAUGCUGCCAACGACUCAAGAAGAGGCACCUCUGGGUACAAUAAGCUUGGCAAAAUAAAGCCAUUGUACCAGGAGUUCAGGCAGAUGUGCAUGGCACAUUAUCAACCCCACCAGUGCAUUUCCAUCGAUGAGAGGAUGGUCGCCUCCAAAGCCCGCAGCGGAAUCCGCCAGUACAUGAAGAAUAAGCCCGUGAAGUGGGGUUAUAAGCUGUUUGUGCUGGCGGAUUCCACCAGUGGUUACACCUGGGACUUCUUCAUCUAUGAAGGCAGGGGAGCAACAAUCAACAAGGGGCUCAGCUAUGACUCCGUCAUGCGUCUCACAAAUACGCAUUUGCUUGGUACCGGGUACAAGUUAUUUGUAGAUAACUUUUACACAAGCCCAGAUCUCUUUCGUGACCUCCUGCAAAAGAAGAUCUGGGCCUGCGGUACCAUUCGUGGACAGCGUAUUGGGUUCCCCAAAGACAGGCCAGGCGGGCUUGUGAGGUCGUCUCCCCGGGGCACCAUUCGCUGGAUCCGUGAGGGGCCCCUGGUGUUUGUGCAGUGGAGGGACACCAGAGAUGUGCUGAUGUGUUCCACACUUCAUGCAGCACAUGGGGACGAUAGUGUCCGGAGACGGAUCAAGGGGGCAGAUGGGCAGUGGCGUGUGCAGGAUAUCUCCAUUCCACCAGCCAUCAAGGAUUACAACAGGCACAUGGGUGGUGUGGACCUGUCAGAUGCCAUGAUCGGUUAUUACAGUGUCCUGCAUAAAACCAAGAAGUGGUACCGGUCUUUCCUGUACCACUUCAUCGACAUCGCCAUCGUCAAUGCCUACAUCCUUUACAAGGAGAUCGCCACUGCAAGGCAGGAGAAAGUGAUGUCCCACAAACAAAUUAAACACAAACAUUCUGCAAAAAGGUAAUAUUUGAUUACACAAUUACUGAACUAUUAUUAUAACAGGAUUUAGUAUAUUCAUUCUGUCAUGUAGCCAAUAGAAAGAAGACUGAAGCCCGUCUAACUGGCGGGGGCCCGUCUAACUGGCGGGGGGCCACCACCAACUCCCCUCACCCCAUCUGAGGAGCUGACUCUGUCCCUUAAUAAAGGGCGACCCAGUGGUUGCUGGCAUUCCAGGGGGCAGUUACCAUGCACCACAAGUGAUGGUGAAAAAAAUGCAA
Messenger RNA from Tachysurus fulvidraco (yellow catfish), 1919 nucleotides. Its product is annotated as piggyBac transposable element-derived protein 4-like. The transcript is spliced from 3 exons. The coding region runs from base 5 to 1666 and encodes 553 amino acids. Lineage: Eukaryota; Metazoa; Chordata; Actinopteri; Siluriformes; Bagridae. The record is from RefSeq and is a predicted model, not a curated record.